Messenger RNA from Trypanosoma grayi, 1155 nucleotides. Its product is annotated as protein kinase. The transcript has a single exon. Lineage: Eukaryota; Euglenozoa; Kinetoplastea; Trypanosomatida; Trypanosomatidae. Gene Ontology annotation, molecular function: metal ion binding; protein serine/threonine kinase activity; ATP binding. Gene Ontology annotation, biological process: peptidyl-serine phosphorylation; intracellular signal transduction. The record is from RefSeq and is a predicted model, not a curated record. The coding region runs from base 1 to 1155 and encodes 384 amino acids.
AUGGCGGUGACACGAAUGGUGCCCGGUGAUUUUGAAUUCGAGAAGUCGGUGGGGACAGGGGCAUUUAGUAAAGUAUUGGUAGCACGCUAUAUUCCCACCGGAGUGCGCUACGCUGUCAAGCUUAUUUCAAAGCGGCAAAUCCUUACCGCACCAUCGGACGAGGAGAGGAACCGCAUGGCCGAGGUGGCGAGAAGGGAAACUCGCAUGCUCCUGAUGUGCAACCACCCUAACAUUGUUCGUUUUUAUGCUGCGAUGCAGACACCCGAUGACCUCAUGUACGUAACGGAAUUGUGCGAUGGAGGCGAACUUCUUCAAGCGAUUAAAUCGCGAGAAAAAAUACCCAUAGAUGCGGCACGCUAUGUUCUAGCAGAGCUUUUUUCUGCUGUUUGGUACCUGCAUCAUGCACCUAAGCAGGCUCUGCCGAUUGUACCCAAUGCGCCUCUGAAACUCAUUACAAUCCUCCACCGGGAUAUCAAACCGGAGAACAUUAUGCUUAUGACAAACAAGCACAUAAAGCUCAUCGACUUUGGUACUGCGGUGGUUUGCCAAUCAAUUGAUGACCGUCCGGAGGGAGAUCAAAGCAGCAAAGGACGCGCACAAACUUUCUGUGGUACAACGCAUUAUAUGUCACCUGAGUUGCUACAAUACAAUUAUACCUGCACUGCGUCAGAUUACUGGGCCUGUGGUUGCGUGUUGUAUCACAUGCUGGUUGGUAGACGGCCCUUUGACGAGCCAACGGAGUACCUACUCAUAAAAAGCAUACUUGAAGAGGAACCUCGCUAUCCCGAAGACUUGGAUCCCAGCUCUAGAGACCUAAUAUCGAAGUUGUUAGUGAAAAAUCCGGAUAAGCGCCCGGGAAAAGAAGAGGUACGGAACCAUCCUUUCUUCACAGAUGUUGACUUUGAAACACUCUCAACGGAAAACGUAGCGAGGUUUUGGAUUAGAAAGGUGGCAUGGGUUGAUGAAUCAACUGUCAAUGCCUGUAGGGGGUGCGGUAGCUCAUUUAGUUUUUGGAGACGGCGGCAUCACUGCCGGAAUUGUGGGGACGUAUUCUGCAGUUCGUGUUCCUCAAAAACUUCCUUUAUACCGGAAUCGACUUAUGAUAGCCCCGAAAGAGUCUGUGACAACUGUUUUAAUGAAAUUCAAGGUGCUUGA